AUGUAUAUCGGUAUAGAAUAUGACGCCUGGGAAAGACUAGAUCUUUCUCCAAUGGAAGUGUUUGGAAUUAGCCGAGUUGACACGUGGCGGCCGAACAAUUUCUCUGAAAAGGAGGAAUUCGAUACAGUACGGAGAACAAUCAUCAUCGAAGGAAUUCACAAUUGUUUACUUGAUUUAUUUGGAUCGUCUGUGAAUUACGAGAUCAGAUCAUAUGAUCGUCAAUUGCCACCGAGUCUGAAAAAUAUCAAGAACAGUUAUAUUGCAUCAUUUGCUGUAACAGAUGCAGAGAAGUUGGAAGCAUGUUUCAGAAAAUCUCCACAUCAAGAAUACAUUGUACUCGAUGGAAUGGGUCCACUGAAGUUUUGUCAGAAUUCAGUGAUUAAUCAGACUGAAUAUUUGAUUGUCUCUUGUUUCGAAGCUUGUGGAGAUGACAUUCUAAGAAGUUUCAAAGGAAAAUGUCUCAAUUUGAUUUCAGUGCAUCUUCAACUAUCUACAAUUACUAAGUUUCUGAACGACUGGAAGUCUGAUCUAGGAUUCCGAAACUUGAAAUUUCUUUCUAUUUGUCAUUCUUAUAACGAAAACUGGGACAUUGCCAAAAUAAUGGAAGAUUCUGGUGUUCGACGAUUGCUAGACUAUAAUGUCAUCAAAUGGAAAGAAAGAAGAUUGUCAACAGUAUCAAGUGAGUGGAAAGAAUGGAAGGAGAGACGUUUACUUACUCGCAAGUACUUGGAUAGAGAUUCCGAUAGAGAAAGAGCUUUUGUUCAUAUUUCCCCGAGAGAAUUCUAUUUUGUUGUCGGGAGUUCAGCCGAAAUUAAAAAUGGACGUUGGUUCAACUGGUGA
Caenorhabditis remanei is the source of this 840-nucleotide messenger RNA. RefSeq lists its product as uncharacterized. The transcript is spliced from 3 exons. The coding region runs from base 1 to 840 and encodes 279 amino acids. Lineage: Eukaryota; Metazoa; Nematoda; Chromadorea; Rhabditida; Rhabditidae. The record is from RefSeq and is a predicted model, not a curated record.